Drosophila suzukii is the source of this 640-nucleotide messenger RNA. Its product is annotated as vesicle transport protein GOT1B. The record is from RefSeq and is a predicted model, not a curated record. Gene Ontology annotation, biological process: endoplasmic reticulum to Golgi vesicle-mediated transport; retrograde transport, endosome to Golgi. Lineage: Eukaryota; Metazoa; Arthropoda; Insecta; Diptera; Drosophilidae. Gene Ontology annotation, cellular component: endoplasmic reticulum; membrane.
ACAUUCGCUAGCACUAAAACUUUGAAUGAAAGUGCAAAUCAGCUGUUCGUGCUUUGAAAUUGAAUUGGUGUUUACGUGGAUUUUUUUUUAUUCGAUUCGACCACAAUUUAAGGCAGAACCGCACACACAAUGAUCGAGAUAACAGAUCUGCAGAAAAUUGGCAUCGGCUUGGCUGGUUUUGGCAUCUCGUUUCUGUUCCUCGGCAUGCUGCUGCUGUUCGAUAAAGGCUUGCUCGCCAUAGGCAAUAUUCUAUUCAUAUCGGGCCUCGGCUGUGUGAUCGGUGUGGAGCGCACCCUGCGCUUUUUCUUCCAACGCCACAAAGUCAAAGGCACCACCGCCUUCUUCGGGGGCAUCGUCAUCGUCCUGCUGGGAUUCCCCAUCAUCGGGAUGAUCAUUGAAUCCUAUGGAUUUUUCGCACUGUUCAGCGGCUUCUUCCCCGUGGCCAUUAAUUUCCUGGGACGCGUGCCUGUCUUGGGAUCGCUGUUAAAUUUACCAUUUAUGCAAAAGAUCGUUCAAAAACUUGGCGGAGACGGGAACCGAACUACAGUAUAAUCUCAUCUGUACAGUUUGCCAUAGUUAUAUAUGAAGACUUUUGUAUAAAGUAAAUAAAUUCAAUUGAAAUUCUUGUAAACCCAUUAAA